Messenger RNA from Podarcis lilfordi (Lilford's wall lizard), 1032 nucleotides. The record is from the annotation of a GenBank genome assembly. Lineage: Eukaryota; Metazoa; Chordata; Lepidosauria; Squamata; Lacertidae.
AGGGGUAGCAUUGCUACAUCACAAGAGGGGGGAUAUUUCCCUCACCCACCCAGGCAAUCAAAUAGCCGGCCCUUCACUUGAAUACAAGCCACCCAAGGUGAGGACAGCACAGAGGUCUUUCUCCCUAAGAACUGAGCGUGAGAACAGGAGAGUUGGAGGCAAAUGGCUGCUGUCCAGGGCGAGAAGAAGGCGGCCCAGCCUCAGAAGAAGCAGAAGUUGGCGUCUAAGAAGAUCCAUCCUAAACAGAAGAAGCUGCAGCUCAAGCAAGAGAAGCAGAAGCAGAAGAAAGCGGGAGCGAGGCUGGCGCACAAAGGGAAGGGCCCAGGAGCUUCUUCUAAGAUGGCCCGGCAGCUUCAGCAAAAAAAGGCACCUUUGGCAAUGAAGGGCAAUGGGAAAGCAGCCCCCUCUGACAGGAACGCUAGCAGCCAUGUGCUCAACCAAGACAAGGGUGUCAAGCUGGGGAGAAACAUCUGCGCCUUCAGCUGCAAGGACCUUCUGUACGAAGUGAACGAGCUCAUGCGCAAGGAGCUGACGAGGCGCAUGUUUGCCAACAAGCGCCGUGUCUCUCAUUAACGAAACAGUGGCUCCCUUACUCCCCUGGCUGGCCCAAGUCAUCUCUGUAGGGGAGGAGGAGGAGGAGGAAGAGAAGAGGCCAGCUUAAAAAGCAAAAGCAAAAAAAAGCAAAACAGAAACAAAAACAGCAGCUUUCAUAUGAAAAAAGACCUGGCUUUCUCAUCUAAGGCAGGACCAAAGAGCCCUCAUUCUCUCUAAAGUAAUGACUUUAUGCCGCAGCUGUGUUCCACGUCGCCACGAUGACCUUCCCAACUGUAUGAGAAGAACCAAACAUCUGCUGAGAAUAAGCCUUGAGGAGGAAACUCGGUUAACACAAAAGGCCUCUCCUUUCAUUAAAAAGAAAGAGAUCCCCUUGCUUCGAAGACCGUUGGAUUUCCCACACUGCACGUGCAAGUUUUUUUUUUCUUUCAGGGAAAGAAAAAGCAGCUAGCUAAUAGCAUAAUAAUAAAACGGGAUUUU